This is a messenger RNA of Monomorium pharaonis (pharaoh ant), 6326 nucleotides long. RefSeq lists its product as uncharacterized. Gene Ontology annotation, molecular function: protein binding. The coding region runs from base 4774 to 6090 and encodes 438 amino acids. Lineage: Eukaryota; Metazoa; Arthropoda; Insecta; Hymenoptera; Formicidae. The transcript has 7 exons. The record is from RefSeq and is a predicted model, not a curated record.
UUAAUUGACACAUGACUGUACACUGAAUAAUACUGGACAAAGUUUCUAGAUAACAUUACACGAAUUUUCUUGCAUUUUUCGGGAAUUAAAAAGUCGAACCUUCCUGAUGGUUCGGCGCGAGCCUCCUCACAUAUCCUCGUGCACUUACACGGGCGCACGUGCAUGUACGCUAUAUUAAUUACAAUGAUUUCCUGCCACUUAUGCCCGAGCGAGAUUUAAAUUAUAGAUAUUCACUGCGCGGAGGAAAGGGGGUGAGGGAGAGGGAAAGGAGGCAGGGAAGAUCCGGAGAAGAAGGGAAAGGAAGGGUAGAAGAAGGGAGAAAGGGAUAGAGGGAGAAGGAGAGCGAGAGAAUGGGCAGCAAAGAGGUCCGACCGGACCUUCAGCCGUGAUUACAGGGUGCGCACGAACAUUUCAGGAAUCAGACUCGCGUCAGAACCUCUCGGGUCAUGGGUCAGUCUUGCUCCCCCCCGCCCCUUCUUCUUCUUUUCGAUCUUUCAUGUCCCUCAAUUCUUCUUUCGCCACAACAUACACACACACAACACACUUUUUUUUUAAUAGAUUAGUUCUCUUUGUCAGUUCUCUUUGAGACCUUGCGAAUCGGGGAAACUUCCGUUUCGCGAUCUGUUUUGUGUUGAAUCGAUUUUAUAGAGAUCCUUUUGGGGUUGUGCGAGAGAUUAAAAGUAUAUACAGGGGAGGGAACGCAUCGUGCAACACGUCCGUGUGCCGUGACAAAUUGUCCGCCAAGUUGUAAAUCAGAGGGCAGUGGGCCGCGCGCGCGCGCACCCCGGCUUUGGAGUCUGAGCGCAAUUAAAUCGUAAAACACGCGCGCGGCACAUUAAUAAUGAUCAACCGCGCCGCGCCGUAGAAUUUUAUUUGCGACGAAAAACUCGCCGACGGGGAACUUUUUGCGAGGAACGACCUUUAAACAUCACCUCUCGAUAUUACUUUGAUUCCGUCAGAUGAAAGUGAAGACCACUGUCAAAAAAGCGGAAUGUUAGAAUAAAGUAAAAUCUAAAUUCUUUUAUAAUAAAAUUAAUUGGAUACUUGUCAUUACAUUAAUCUCUUUAUAAAAGCGAGAAAUUAAUUUUAAUAUUAAAUAAAUUAAAUUUAAAUUCGUGAAUUGGAUAGGAGCUUAAUAAAGUGCACGAAACUUUGUUUAAAAGUCAAAAUUUCAAAUUGUAACGGUACAAAAUUGCAUACAUCUCUCGAGGAGCUUUUCUUGGCUGGAGUAUUCUUAUCGUUUCUCCCGUAAAGUUGUUAUCGGUUAACGCGAAGACGAACCUAUCAUUCGAGUUCCUCGAACCGUGUUCUCCAAGUGACGGGGAAUCAGGUCGGCGAUGAACAUGCUCUCUUUUCCUAACUCUCUCUCUCUCUCUCUCUCUCUCUCUUUUCCCUUUCUCCUCCCCCUCCCCCUCUUGAGAAAGAACUCAAGUUUAUGCGCGGCUGUUUACCACCCGGUAAAUGUUAUACCGCGGUCAUAACGUAUAUCUUGGCGGGGCUGUAUGGAAAGUCCCGUACGGGACGACCAUUAGCCGCAUUCAAUCACCAUUACACGCUCACGCGCGCUUUCUGCGCCUCGCUCACCUCUCGUCCCCCUUAAAUUUUUGCUCGCCCAGGAUCAAGGUGAAAAUAUGUAUGUGCCAGAGUUAGGAUGAGAGCGAAGACCCAUGGAGACGGCCACUCAUGAAAAUCGACGUUUACUUUAUACUCAUAUCGGUCGGAAAAAUAUCCGAAACUUCCGUCGGAGAUUUCCGGUAAACAUCGUUUUCAUUUUGAGCUCGAUCGACAUCCACUGCACGAUCCUUCUCUGAUUUUUCUUCCUUAAUCCUUGUUCAUUCCCUGUUAAAAAAAUUUGCAUUUUUUGGAGCAGCUACUGGUUAAUUAUAUUAAUUUCUAUCUAAUUACUGAGAAGUAAGACUACUUGGGAUCUCAAUCAAGAUGUAAUACUUCACCUGCUUAUUAUUGCUUACAAAAGUUGUACGAUUUCCAAAUUUAUUUGCCGAACAAAGACAGGUCUAUUCAAUUAAUAAGGAUAAUAAGAGGCUUGAAAGCUUACUAAUCGAUACCAAUAAGCAAUAAUUGGAUAGGUGUCUAUACAAAUUGUACAUAAUUUUACCAGGAAAUCUGCUUCAACUACUGAAUGAACUCUGUCAAAUUUCAGUUUAUUUUCUGCAAGUCAGAAUUAAUACGAGGGUACGUUUUUUGUUUAACAUGGGCCAAUGUUAAAUUAUUUAAUUAUUGUCAUAUUAGAUAUUAAUUGCAUCCUAAUUUGGGGCCAAUAUUUUAUGACCAAUAUUGACGUUACAUUGAGAAAACUUUGGCCAAUAUACUCCCAAUGUUUAGUCAACGUUUAGCCAAUGUAUUGUGCUACUAGGGAUGUUAACAAGGCGACACAGAGAGAAAGAAAGAGAGAGAGAGAGAGAGAGAGAGAGAGGGGGGGGAUAUCUCUGUCUAUAACGUAACAUAUUCAAAGCUUAUUAAGAUCGGAAAGGGACACUUGGCUGUUUCGUAUAUUAUUAUAAAUAAUGUAAACUAUAGCUUCGAGUUACCUGAGUGUAAUUUCGUAUUAUUACCUGAGUGAACACGGUAAUAAUACGAAAUAGUAACUGGAUGAGUGUCUAGAAGAAUUGCAUACAUUUCUACCAGAGUUAUACUGACUAUUUUUAUUAAAAAGAAAAUAUUUAUAUCGUUCUUAGGUAAUAGGGAACGUCAUGCAUUCGCACGUUGUUUGCAUCGACUCCCUGGAAUCCGAUUGUUUCUCGCGACGAAUUAAUUCGCGUUGGGGCCCGUCGGGUCCGCCGAUGGUUACGCCGACGGCGUGCAAGUAUAUUUUGGGGCCGGGUGGGUCCCGGUCGGAUUCUCGAGGGUCCCUUUCUUGGCCGCGCGCUGCCCUCGGGCUCUCCACGGUUCCCAAGGGGGUCAGAGGUCGCUGGGCCCUCCUCCGCCUCGAUGUUCCUCACCCCGCUGCGUCUCAUCGACCCGCCACUUACGAACCGCCCAUUCUUCCUCAUCUCUCUCUCUCUCUCUCUCUCUCUUGCGCGCGCGAAAGGGUUUUUCAUUCGUUCGGGUAUGACGAGAGACGUCAGGGCGCGAAUCUCGCAGAAAUCGCGAAAUUAUAAAUUAUACCAGUAUGAGCGGUGGGAAGCGAAAUGUUGUAAUUCUACAAGAAAGCAAGUGAAGCAAGAGCAAAGAGAGACUAUUUUUAAUUACACUUUAAUUAAGUUUUAUAAGUGCUUUUAAUCUUUUACAUCCGCAACAUUUAAAAUUACACUUAGCGCGAUAUCUAUAGUAUGUCUGUAAUACCUGUAAGGAGAGUAGUUAAUUGAGUAUAAUCCAAUUUAUGGCAGCAGAUCUACGAUUCCGAUAGACACGUUAAUCUACUUUUUAGCGGCGAUGUUUAACGGUACCUUCACUCGAACGUGCCGAGAGGGAAGUGCGUGCUCGUCGGACGAACGCCGGCCGAAGGGGCGGCUUCGUGGGACUUGAGGCCCAAGUCGGGGUCGUUUUUGCGAGGCCUGAUAGCCGACAAUUACGCGGUCACGGCGAUUGGACGGGCCGUUUUCGCGGGAAGCAUGGACCAAUCGAAGCACCGGGCAUUACCUUCUCUUUCUCUCUCUUUCUUCCUCUUCAUCCCGCACUCUCUCCCUCCGGAUCUCUCUCUUCUCUCCUAGAGUUACUACUCGGCGCGCCGCAACGAGCACGUUUAGUCUAGUCAGAGCUGCACCUGUGGGUGAAUCCGUGAGCGCACCUGCAAUCUCGCCGUCAGUGUCCGGCGAGAAAAUCGAUGAAAAGUGCGGAAGAGAACGCAAUCUAUCUUUACCAUCCUUCAAUUAUCCUCUUAAUUAUCUGUUCUUUUCGCCAUCUUCUCUUUCCGAAGAGGGUGUUCUCUAGUCAGUGUGCGAAAUCGUUGUUACGAAAGAAACAGUUUUUAAAGGAGACAUUUAAAUGGAUUUAAAGGGAUUCGAAUGCGAAAACGUCGAAGGAUUGAAGAUACAGAGAAGGGCUUCGGGUGCAUCCGUUUGUUGUGCAAAGCGACAGUCCAGCGAGAUGUUGAAGCCCGAAAGUAGAGUGUUAUACCAAAUCACAUAACUGUGCGCGUGUAUUAUUUUAAUGGAAAUAUGUGCUAAAUAUCGAUGGGCUGUUGAUUUUCUAAAUAUCUAAUUGGAUAUAUAAUACGGAACAAUAAAUUGUUAAAGGUGUUACGAAUUACGAUAAGAUAUUAUCGCAAUAUUUCCAGCAUAAUCUUCUAUGAUAUAUAAACGUUGAUGUGCGCAAAUGUCGUUGAUCCUGGUGAGUUCAGUGAAUUUUCUGAGAUUCCUCGCGAUUCUCACGUCGUCUUGAUAAAAUGAAAAAAUAUAUAAAGGAUUAAAAAAAAACACGUAUGCGCGUAGAAAUAAAAAUAUCGAGGUGUAAUCGUGAAGAUGCGCGGCGCGAAGCGAGAUGCCGCAAGAUAGCGUGAUAUCUUUAUCGCACUUCAUCUCAGCAAUCCGAUGGCAGUGACAACGUCAACGUGCCGGUUGAUCUGGACGAUAACAUGGUUAAUCUCGCGGUGAUUAGCGACUAAAUGUUAAUGAGUUUCCGCGAGCCAUCGGCGUGCCGAAGAAGCGGAAGCGGUCGCAUAGAGCAGGGGAUCUGAAGAGGCGACACUCCUGGAGUAGUGAGAUCGACUAUCAAUCAGAGGAGACGGAAGCUGUAACUAUCUCAGGGGAAGAUUCUGAUGCCCCAGCUCCGUCGUUCAACGAUAGAAUCUCGUAUAAGGAGCAUGGCCGUUCGAUGCAGACGGUGGACCUGGUGGCGAACUGCCCGUUGCAGGUCGUAACGGGUGACUCUAGAUCGCCGCCACUCUCGAGAGCGCCGACGCCCUCUCCGACGUCCGUCGCGACGACGACGAGCAUGGGGCAACGAUCGAGCGCUCUGUUACGCCCCAGAAUCUCACUAACUUGGGUCUUACGCGGCCAACAACAAUCUAACUUGGGUCCUGGAUCUAAUAACUAUUCGACCAUUAAUAACAAUGGAGGUACAAACAAUGAUCGAGACGCUUUCUCAAGAGGCAGCAAGAGAUCUUCGAGAAGAAGCGUUAAAAGUGUCAAAGAAAAGGAUACUGCUAACAAAGAGAAUAUCGGGAACAAAGAAAGCGUCGAGAAGCGUGAGAAAAAAAUUUUGCAUAGGCUCCAUAAGAUUGAAAGAAUUGAGAAGACUAUUUGCAAAGAGACGAUUAAUGAGAAGCAGCCGGAUAGCCCUCUGGAGAAGCAUUUUGAUAAAGAACUUAUCAAAGACACGAAGGAAAAAGAGAAAGUAAAAAGAGCGGUAUCCGAGCCUUCUUUAGUAUCUCGUGAAUCAGCAUCGACACUCAACGGACGAGAGAAGCAUCGUCAUAGGCGAACCAAACGCUCGCACAAACCUAGAUUACCCAGUAGAUUUGGCUACGAAAUCGCCGAUCUCGAUGCAUUCUUAACAAAGGCGUCCAUAGAGAGACCUGCGAACAUUCCAGUGGUCCUGUCCUUCCCAUCGGUACUAUAUCAAACUCAAGGCGGUGUACAGGACGAGAUGGCUCUCCCUCUGGGUACAGUCGUGAAUGCCGUCUUCAAGAAUCAAACCUGGCUGUAUGUGCAAACGCCUCAUGGACAGGAGGGUUACGUCGGUUAUGCCGCCUGUUUGCCCCUGGGAAUCUUACCACAACCUACACGAGGACCAUGCUGGGAAGAUUCCACCGAUGUUUUUCCCCGACCAUUAGGAAACAUGACGGAUAUGGAAAAGCUGCGCGACACUAGGUCUGAGUGCGGGGCAAGUCGUGGGCGCAGCAGCAGAAUGAGACGAGGAUCGAGAGACGCGGUAUCGGCAUGCGGUGAGCGCAGUGUCGAUCGGCUAUACUUGAGAGCAGCGGCGAACGCACGCAUCAAAGGCUCGCGACAUACGCUCCUAGUGAUCAGAAACGAUUAUGAAGCGCGCGCCGCAAACGCCCUGACAGUCUCGAAGGGCGACGUAGUUGCUCUGCUAAGCGACCACACGAACGACUGGUUCUGGGUGCGCUCUAGGGAUGGUAGGGAAGGAUUCAUUCCCGCUGUUAUUGCUGGUCACGGCUUCCUCUGAUUCCUUUCAAAGGAAUGCUUAGAAUAGUCUCUUGUUCACGAAAUUCGUGAAGAAGUGAUAUCGCACUCUCGAGGCAAUAUCCUUAGAGUACUGCCAAAUUAUUUGAGCAGAUUUGGAUUAGUUCAUUAACAAUUUAUUCUGUAAUUAUGAUAUAAAAAGAAUUUUGGUUCCAUUUUUUAAUUGUAGUGUAAGUAAAAGAAUUUUCUUUUUUGUUUUACAAAUGUGAUAGCGCAAAU